Molecule: messenger RNA, 1653 nt
Organism: Heterostelium album PN500
Lineage: Eukaryota; Evosea; Eumycetozoa; Acytosteliales; Acytosteliaceae
Exons: 4
Coding region: 1-1653 (550 amino acids)
Source: RefSeq, a predicted model, not a curated record
AUGAAAACAUUAAAUAAGUUUAAAAGUAAUGUUGUGAAUGCAUUUCACUCUGGACCAAAAACAAUAGAUCAAAACUUUGAAAGUGCAAGAAAAGAGUUUAUUACAUUGUCGGAUUCAGUUCAGAAUACAUAUCAAUCACUUUUAAAGAAUGAUAAACAUUUACAAAAAACAUUUAUAAAUCCAAGUAGUUUGAAUAAGAAUAUUCAAGCAUACUUCCCAAGUGAUCAUCCUUUGACUAUGUACACUGCCGAGGUUAUCAAACAGGUGGAACACUCUUUCAAUGACUGGGUCAACAGUCAAAAGACAAACUACGAGAUGAUUCAGCAGUACAGUGCGAAAAUCAAGUUUAUCAAAGACACCAUCUCCGAUCGUGACUCGCUCCUCUCAGAGAUGGAGAAAUCGCAGUCCAAGAUCAAGGAGAUGAAAGAGAAGCCACCCAAAGACCCAUCGAAACUCACCACCGAAGAGAACAACUACAACGUCAAAAAGGAGUCCUACGAGAACACCAAUUUCAAGGCUAUGUCAGAGAUGUCGCAGUUCUUUGAAGACAAACAAGCUUACUUUGAUCGUCCACUUCAGAACAUCGUUCUAUCACUCGGUUAUCUCUAUAGUUCGAUCUCGAUGAAUCAUCAAUCUCACACCGCCAUCCUCGAGAAGAAUCCACCCUAUUUCAACCCGGUUGCACCGCUAAUGGGAUCGGCACCAGAGAACUAUCAAGCACAGGCUGCCAUCUCCUCGACUUUCGCCACCGCACAGUCACAGCCACUUCCACCAAGACGUUCAUCGCCACCUCCAUUCCCAAACGGUGCCAACCAAACAGCUUCUGCUCCAACACCAAUGGCACCACCAGCCAGACCACCUCCACAACCUUCUCCAGGACAAUAUCAACAACCACCUCCACAGCAACAGCAACAGCAACAAUAUCAACCACCACAGCCUGCUCCAGGACAAUAUCAACAGCCACCUCCACAACAGCAACAAUAUCAACCACCACAGCCUGCUCCUGGACAAUAUCAACAACCUCCACCCAGACCAGCAGGUGGACAGCAAACACCAUUCCAAGCAGCACCUCCACCCAGACCAGCAGGUGGACAACAAACACCAUUCCAAGCAGCACCUCCACCAAGACCAGCGGCACCAGGUAGUCAACCACCAAGAAGACCCCCAUCUACUCAAUAUCAACCACCACAACCAGCAGCUCCAGGUCAAUAUCAACCACCACAACAAUAUCAACCACCACAACCAGCAGCUCCAGGUCAAUAUCAACAGCCACAACAACAAUACCAACCACCACAACCCGCUCCAGGUCAAUAUCAACAACCAGGUCAAUACCAACAACCAGGUCAAUAUCAACAACCUGCAUAUCAAUCUGCAGUUAAUGAUUAUGCGACUGGUGUUGUAACAAAUCCAGAAUAUCAAAGACAAGCAGGUAGUGCGGUUGCCAAUAAGGCAAACGAUCCAAAUGUACAAAAUCAAGUUGGAUCACAAAUUGCUAAUAAUUCAAGUAACCCAUAUGUAAAGAAAGCAGCAGGUAACUCUUCAGUUCAGUCAUUCGGUGGUAAGGCUUUUGGUGCCGCCGCAAAUAAUAGUCAAGUCCAACAGGCCGCAGGUAAUGCAGCUGCCAAUCAAAUCAAUCAACCAAGAAAAUAUUAA